AUGAAGGACCGUCUCACCCUCCUGUUCUGCGCCAACGCCAAUGGGGAUCUUAAGAUUAAGCCCCUGCUUGUCUACCGUUCAGAGAACGCACAGGCCUUCAAGAAACACAAGGUGAACAAGGAGCAGUUGAGCGUUUUGUGGCAGUCUAACCCAAAGGAUUGGGUCACACGCCUCGUUUGUGAAGUGGGUCAAUGCGGUUUUUGGUCCUGCUGUGAAGAAAUACCUUGUGGACAAUAACCUGCCACUCAAGGCCAUGCUGCUCAUGGACAAUGCUUCUGCCCAUCUUCCAGGCCUCGAGGAAGACUUGCAUCAAGGUCAUGUUCCUUCCACCUAA
Messenger RNA from Pelobates cultripes (western spadefoot toad), 334 nucleotides. The record is from the annotation of a GenBank genome assembly. Lineage: Eukaryota; Metazoa; Chordata; Amphibia; Anura; Pelobatidae.